ACAUCACAUAAACCUUUCUCUUUUCUCUCUCUCUAGUCUCUCUCCUCUGCGCCUCUGCCUCUAUUUCUUCUCGUCCUCCCAGGACCUCAAGUCCCCCCCUCCUCCUCCCCAUCCCCAGUCCCCACACCCACCCACCCGGACCCGGUGCCGCGCUCUGCAGGCGGAGGAAGACCAGCGACGGGCGGACGUGCUUCAUGAGGAGUGUGCCGUGAGACAACUCUGCGAGUCAAGAACAACUGGUGAGGCGAAGGUGAGAAUGGGAUGAUGAUUGAUUAAUCACUAAGGCCUGCCUUGCCCUUUUGUUUUGCUUGGAUUCUCUGAGUGAUGACUGCCCAUAUGAAUUGCUUCCUACUCCUCUCAUGCUUUGUUCACUGAAUUAAUAUAUGUUGCUUACAAGCGAAGAAAUCUAUUAUUAAAACAAAAAUAGAGAAGAUGCUGCGAGUUCAUUAAACCCUAUCAGUCCGUCUGUUGAUUGCGUAGUAUCGAUUGCUGCUGCUUGUGAAAUGAUUUCCUAUCCAUAAGGGAAAAAAUGAUUCAUUUAAUUCUGUUUUGAUACGGUCAAGAUCUUGUUCUGAAACUGAUAGCAUGAGUUAACUUGUCUCCAGAAUUGUGGAUGUUCAAACUAGUAGUGGUAAAUAAGUCAAACUUUACCAAGUUAGUAGAAAUUUAAAGGCGAUGCCACAUGUCUAAGUUAUUAACUCCAAAUUAAUGCAGCGAAGAAAGCCGAGAGGGGAGACCAAAUGGCAACUGAUUCCUCAGCUCUGCAGGCUUCCUCUGAGUCGAUUGCGCAAAAGAUGGGGUUCUUCAGAGUCCCUGACCUUCUUGUAAAACUGAGCGCCAAAUGUUUGAGCGAUCUGGAUGUGGUUCGCAGCCCAACAUCGCCCUUGGACCUCAAGUUUUUCACUGGCCUUGGCAACAAAUCACCCGGUGACGCCAGCCAGAACCAGAAGAUCUUGCUUGGUGACAGGGUUGGGCUUGGACUUGUGGAUUCCCUCACUGAUGACAACCCCGCACCACUAGGUGGUAGAAAGGUUCUUUUUCUUGGAUCUGAGAUGAGGAUUAUUGAUAACCUGUCUCGCAAGAACAGCUCCACCGCUCCUGAUCAAGCUGGGGAAGUUGAACAGAAGGAUGAUAAUAUGUCUGACGGACUGAUGGGCAGUGCCAUGUCCCUUGGUGACAUCAUCAACUCAGAGGAUUACACUCGUGUUGUCUCCCGUGGCCCUAAUCCUAGGACUACCCACUUUUUUGGAGAUCGUGUUUUUGAGCUUCAAGCUGAGCAGCUGAUGCCUGUUGAGAGUAAGGUCGAUCAGAGUACGUCUCCUGUGGAAGACGGUCUGAUGAGCUUCUGUUAUUUUUGCAGUGAGAAGCUCAAAGAAGCGGAAGACAUCUACAUCUAUCAGGGUGACAAAUCCUUUUGCAGCGUGGAGUGCAGGGAAAAUUUCAUGGUAGAUUAUGAGAUGGAAGAAGCAUAUCAUCCUGCGUCUCCUAGGAGCCCACCCUCUGACGGUGGUCGGAUUUUCCAACUGAUCCGUUGAGUCAGCAUCAGUAACAACUCGAUAUGGUCAUAUCUGAAGUGCUGUCUGAGGUUAAUAAGUUGCAGCCAUGGAUGUGAUCAUGUUUGCAGUAGUUGUUGCCCGGAGAUUUUGUUUGUCGCGGCACUGAUGAAUUUACCUCACCUAUUGAUUUCUUUUGUUUUGCGUACUUGGAUCCUCGAAUUUUUGGAGGAGUCCAAAAAAUGACUACCUCCGGUCAUAAUAUUAUCUUGAUCGGAGAUGAGUGUGUGUGUGUGUCCUCGCGUCUCAACUUGAGUUGUUUGCUUCGACCGCAUUUUCAGUGGCUCACUCAUAUGUGGACGCCUCUUAUUAAUAUCAUGUAUCUGAACCUAUGUUUUGAUAUUUUCUGAAAUGAAAUGGUAAAGAAUAAA
Molecule: messenger RNA, 1924 nt
Organism: Zea mays
Lineage: Eukaryota; Viridiplantae; Streptophyta; Magnoliopsida; Poales; Poaceae
Product: MARD1
Source: RefSeq, marked predicted